Messenger RNA from Lutzomyia longipalpis, 1107 nucleotides. RefSeq names its product glycerol-3-phosphate phosphatase-like. The transcript is spliced from 5 exons. Lineage: Eukaryota; Metazoa; Arthropoda; Insecta; Diptera; Psychodidae. The record is from RefSeq and is a predicted model, not a curated record. Gene Ontology annotation, cellular component: cytoplasm. Gene Ontology annotation, molecular function: phosphatase activity. Bases 156 to 1082 code for a protein of 308 amino acids.
UGAUCCAUUCAUAAAAUUUGCGUAUUUUAUUUUUCAAAGAAUAUUCAUUAUUUUGUUGUUUUAUUGUGAUAUUUAUUAGAAUAGAAUAAUUCUGUAUUGACCAAAGAAUCAGAUUUCUUUUAAAAAAGCAAUUUAGCACUGCUUGGGCAUUUGCAAUGUUCAGACAGAGUGCUUCGAGGCUUCAGAACCUCCCACGGGAUACAAUUCGAACAUUUAUCAAUUCCUUCGACACUGUCCUGACGGAUUGUGAUGGAGUAGUUUGGUUCCUCAACAAAGCCAUCCAGGGUGCUCCGAAUGUCAUUAAUCGCUUCAUGGACAUGGGCAAGAGGGUCUUCUUCGUCACCAAUAGCUCUGCAAGGACGAGGGAAGAAUUCUUGGAGAAAGCACAUCAGCUAAAUUUCAACAUGACUCUCGAUAGGAUCAUUUCAUCCGCCUAUAUGACCGCACAGUACCUAAGAGAUCAUAAAUUUACCAAGACAGCCUAUGUUAUUGGUAGCAGGGGCUUAGGGAAGGAGCUAAGUAGCUUUAGGAUUAAACAUAUAGGAAUUGGGCCUGAAGUCAUGCAACACGGCUUACAAACUUUUGCACAGGAACACCUUAAGCUACAUCGAGAUAUCGGAGCCGUUGUCAUAGGCUUCGAUGAACAUUUUAGCCUUCCAAAAAUAAUCCAUGCUUGUAGCUACGUAGAUGAUCCAGAAUGCCUUUUUGUGGCCACAAAUACAGAUGAGCGCUUCCCUUUGCCACAUUGCGUAAUUCCUGGAACCGGAAGUAUUGUCCGGUGUGUGGAAACAGCAGCUGAGAGGAAGGCUUUCGUAGUUGGGAAGCCAAAUCCCUUCAUGUGUGAAACACUAAUCAGGGAACAUGGCGUAGAUCCCAAAAGGACGUUAAUGAUUGGAGACAGGUGCAACACAGACAUCCUUUUGGGUGCAAAUUGUGGCUUCCAAACCCUCCUGGUUGAGACAGGAAUCCACAAAGAGGCAGACGUACAGGCCUGGCUAAAAUCCUCUGAUCCUGAAGAACGGAAACUAGUCCCGGAUUUUAUAGUCAGUAAAAUUGGAGAUUUGUUACCUUAUCUCGAAUAAAAGUACAAUACAUUUUUUGUAGAUU